GUUUCCACGGUACGGUAGGAGUUUACGUACCGACCGACAGGCUGCGCUCAGAAAUGAACGCAGUGACAUAAACGAGCCCCAGGAACUACUCAAGUCAAACUCAAGAAACCUGCCACAUUGAGCAAUUCAAGAUGGUUUUAGAGUCUAUAUCCAGGAUAAUAAAAGUCCAGCUUCCAGCCUACCUCAAGAGGCUUCCGCUUCCGGAGACCAUCGGCGGGUUCGCGAGGUUGACAGUAUCUGAGUGGCUCCGGCUGCUGCCUCUCCUGGGGAUCCUGGCUCUGCUGGGCUAUCUGACCAUUCGCCCAUUCCUGCCUAAGAAGAAGAAGCAGAGAGACAGCCUGAUCAACCUGAAGAUCCAGAAAGAGAACCCCAAAGUGGUCAACGAGAUCGACAUCGAGGACCUGAACAGCGCAAACGUGUGUUACUGUCGCUGCUGGCGCUCCAAAACUUUUCCUGUUUGUGACAAGUCACACUUAAAGCACAACGAGCUGACCGGAGACAACGUGGGACCGCUCAUACUCAAAAAGAAGAUACUAUAAUUGCCCACUAAUGGGAGUUUCCCCCGCUCACCUCUCCAGUCUUUAGUUUUUGUUUGUUUGUAUAUUUCUUUUUUUUUUUUUUUUACACAAGUCUUGCCUUGGUGUCACGUCUAUGUUGUUUGAAAUGUGGACGACCAGAGUCUUUAUUUGAAGUGGUCCUAAUACACC
Messenger RNA from Sebastes umbrosus (honeycomb rockfish), 707 nucleotides. It is a transcript of the gene cisd2, whose product is annotated as CDGSH iron sulfur domain 2. The coding region runs from base 132 to 539 and encodes 135 amino acids. The record is from RefSeq and is a predicted model, not a curated record. Gene Ontology annotation, biological process: autophagy of mitochondrion; regulation of autophagy. Gene Ontology annotation, molecular function: 2 iron, 2 sulfur cluster binding. Gene Ontology annotation, cellular component: intracellular membrane-bounded organelle; mitochondrial outer membrane. NCBI's taxonomy places the organism in Eukaryota, Metazoa, Chordata, Actinopteri, Perciformes, Sebastidae. The transcript has 3 exons.